CGGCGGCGGCGUCGUCGUCGUCCUCCGCCGAGGCCUCGGCCGGGAUGCGCCGCGGGAGCCGCGGGCUGAGGGGACCCUCUGAGGUAAAUUGGCAAGAUGUGGAAUGGCAAAUCGAGGGAGGUGCCUUUUCCAAACCCAAAGAGCUCUCAAAGCAAGGAUGCUGUCCAAGCAGAUAUAGCAUCAUUGGAUGCCCUUUCUCAAGCUAAGGCUACACUAAGGCACAUUGAGAACAAAUUAGAAGUCAACCCGACCAGCACAGCUGUGUUUGAUACUGUCAUGGACACCAAGAAAUCUGCUAGUACUACCAGGAAAACAACCAGAAAAGAUGGUAGGCAUCCAGAGGAUCCCUUGGUUAUUGCACCAGCCUCCAAGUCACGCGAAGAGAAAUCCUCUCGCAGUCCUCUCCGAGCCACUACUCUGGAGAGCAAUGUGAAAAAGAGCAACCGUGUGGAGUUCCGUGAACCCUUGGUUUCAUACAGGGAAGCUUAUGGUGCCCCUGCGAAUCCAGGCACUAGCCAGCUGGAUGCCAAACAUUUGUUGCCUGGUUUGGAAAACAACGAAGCAGAAGAAAAGCUGGAAGUAGGGAAUCUGAUGAUUUUCAAUAGAGAUGAACGUGAUCUCCAUACCCGAGAUUUUGAUAGUCCUCUAUCAUCUGAAGUAAACAGCACAGUUGUAAGAUUUUUAAAUGACCGACUGGCAAUUGAUGCCUUGCAGAACCCAGAAUUUCAGUUUAAAGCAGUAGGUACUAUAAGGACAGAGGAAGAAAAAAUUAGUGGAUCCAAAGGAGGUGAAAAUAGCUUGAAGACCUCAGUGAGUAACAUGGGCCGAGGUGCUGAUCUGAAAGGGUUACAGCUGGUUGAAUCCUCGCCGUCCUCCGUAAGUCCUUAUGGCACCCAGAGAUUAGAUAUUUUAAAGCGGCGACAGCAUGAUGCCAAACUGGAGAAACUCAAGGAAAGGAUUAGGAAGCAGUGGGAGCACUCAGAAGACAUGAAUGUCAGAGAGCAACAUCUGAGACAUGUUGAUCAUCCAGUAAUGAUCACCAAUGUCAGCAGCUCUGUGACUGCAAAAGUCCGAAAAGUGGCAGCAGCACCACCUGCGCCAGCAUAUAAAGGCUUCAACCCUCCAGAAACCAAGAUUCGCACUCCUGAUGGAAAAAUAUGGAGUGAAGUGGAGUUUCAUAACAUGAGUAGAGAAUUGUAUCAGGAUUUAGCACUCCAUUUUACAGAUACCUCAGUGAAAGAGAAGCAUGCUGCGAAGAAAGAAACUUGUAAAGAAAAACGAAUGGUCAGACCGGUUCGGAAAGUACAAAAGAUGAACCGGGCCUCAAGUCCGGAUUGCAAGCCAGGUGGCGGCCAUUUGAUAAGCACAUCUUCAUGGAGAGAUGGGCAGAAAUUAGUAAAGAAGAUAUUGGGUCCACCACCCAGAGUAGAACAAAGAGAACGAAGAGCAGAAUCUAGUGACAGAAGUGGAAGGGAACGAACUGCUAAACUUGCAAGCCACAUUGGAAGGGCAGAAUCUGAUCCCAAGUUGGAUGUUUCUCACAAAAACCGUCCCCAAAGUUCAGAACGUUCUCGGAGUAGACUGCGGGCUGAGAACCACGUAAAGAAACUGGCUUCACCUCCUCCAGAUGGCAAAAAACAGGAGGAGGAGACUACUGUAAAUAAAAACUUUCUGCCAGUUGAGAUUCGUGGAAUUCUUGAUGAUCUACAGUUGGACUCAGUUGCUCAGUCUGCAAAACAAGAAACUAAAGAAAGGCAGAACCAGAAAUCAGCUGCAUCAACCCAGGCUGCUAGGAGUCACAGUCCAGUCAAAAGGAAACCAGAUAAGUUAACAACCAGUGAAGAUCCCCCAGUCAUCUCCAAGAAGAGGCACUAUGAUACAGAUGAAGUACGCCAGUACAUUGUUAGACAGCAAGAGGAAAGGAAGAGAAGGCAGAACGAAGAGAAGAAGGCACAGAAAGAAGCAACUGAACAGAAAAACAAGCGACUCCAAGAGCUUUACCGGAAGCAGAAAGAAGCAUUUACCAAAGUAAAAAAUGCUGCAUCUUCUGAACCGUCAGCAGCAAGGCGACUGCAGGAGACUUACUCCAAAUUACUAAUAGAAGAAGCAUUGCUGGAGGAACCAUCUUAUCAGCUCCGUGUUUCACAAGAAAUACAGGCUAAACCGGGAUAUCAACCAUCUGGAGAAUCUGAUAAAGAGAACAAAGCACAGGAACGGCCCCCCAGUGCAUCUUCCAGCAGUGAUAUGUCUUUGACAGAGCCUCCACAGCCCCUUGCAAGAAGUGAUUUGAUGGAGUCAGCUUGGAUACCACCAGACAGACUGAGUCCAAGAGUCCAUCUUUCUCACCCAGAACCCCUCGCUGGGCCAGCCGGAAGUUUAUUCUCUCAGCUUUUGGGUCUAGAACACAUGGGAAUUUUACCGAAGGACUAUGAAUCUUUUCUGUCAACCAGGAGGAAUCACAGUAUGGCGUCAGGGCCCCUACCUUCAACACCUCAGCCUUAUAUGACUUCAACAGCUGUUCAGCAAGAUGCCUUGGCAAAACCUAGUGCUAGUCAGUAUAAGAGUAAACUGGAUCACAUUGAAGCUCUAAAAGCAACAGCUGCUUCUUUGUCCAGCAGGAUUGAAAGCGAAGCUAAGAGAUUGGCCGGAGCCAACAUUAACUAUGGUUCAGUGUGGAGUACUGAACAUGAUGUACAGCAGAAAGCUCAGGAGGAUGGACAAUGGGCUAAGGCCGUGAGUCCCCCUGUGAAAGAAGAUAAUGAAGAUGCUUUUGCUGCCAGAAUUCAAAAGAUGUUAGGGACCUGUGUGUCUCACACAGCGUUUGAUGAUAAUCUCCCUGGAGUGGGCAACCUUAGUGAGUUUAAAAAACUUCCUGAGAUGAUAAGACCACACAGUGCCGUAUCCAGCCUCGGAAUGAGAUCUCCUGGUCCCAAAACAGAAGAACUACUAGCCCAAUUAUGUAAGAGGCAGACCGACUAUCCUAGUUCUGACAACUCUUGUGGUCAGGAGAAAGUCAAAAUUCCUCAUGACUCCAGCACAGAUUCAAUCAGCGAAGGGCCUCUUCCUAGUGAAGGGAGCCUCUCUGAAGAAGAGGGAGGCCAGGGUGGGCAGCCUCCUCUGAAAAUAGCCGAAAUUUUGAAAGAGAAGGAUUUCUGUAUUGGGGAGAGAAAUACCAAUGAACCUAUCAAAGAGUUUCAGAAGGAGGCUGAAAAAUUCCUGCCACUUUUUGGGCAGACAGGUGGCACCCAAAGCAAAGGACCGUGGGAGGAAUUGGCAAAGGGAAGUCCACAUAGUGUCAUUAAUAUUUUUGCAAAAUCAUAUCAGCUGUAUGGAAAAGGGUUUGAAGAAAGGUUGGAAGGAGGAUCUCCAGGCUUGCGGCCUUUGAUUCCCAUCACCACCCCUCCAGGAAGCGUUUCAUAUGAAGAUGACUUUGUCUCUUCUCCAGGGAGUGGAACUUUGACUGACAGAAAAGCUGCCCAAGAAGCCAGUGUUGGUAGCAGCAAUUCAAGCAUUCAAGAAGAGCCUUCCAGCAGAAAAUCUCCCUAUGAUCUUCGCUCUCUGGAAAGUACCCCUCAACAUUCAUCAGAGGUACAGUCAGCCACAUCUUCCCGGUCAUCAGCUUCUUCCAGAGGAAGGAGAGGGAGAAAGGAAAGGAAAGAGCGGAUAGAUUCGUGCAGUGGAAGUGCACAAAACAUUCUCCAUGAGGAAGACCGAGCACAGUCUGGAUCAGAUCGUGGAUCCCACCAGGGAAAGAAGUCUGUGGCCAAUAAUAAAGUUUCUAUUAGGAGCUAUGAGCAGAAUCCAGAUACCGAUAGCACUUUGGAAGAUCUUUCUGGGCAUUCAAUAAGUAUCUCCUCAGACAAGACAAGGUCACACAGAACCCCAGUUUCUCCCUUAUCUCCAAGCUCCCAGAAACUGUUACAGUUUGACUCUCCAGGAAGUUCGGUGGAAAGGACGAGAUCCCCAGGAGUCCCUCCAGCUCCUGCAUCCAAACCCAGUACAGCCUUCUCCGGUGUGAAUUUGGGAGCCAACAGAACAGGAGCAGCAGCAUCUACAGCUACAGGCUCCAUGCGUUUCUCUCCUGCUGGCCUUCAGCAUCGAAUGGCCGCGGAACUUAGCUACCUCAGUGUCAUUGAGGAGUCUGUACUCCAACUGUCAGACGUAGAAAGAGUUCGAGGCAUAUCACUUGCCCAGCAGGAAAGUGUCUCCCUGGCUCAGAUCCUUAAGGCCCAGAAACAGCGCCAUGAGAGGGACUUGGCCCGUGUGAAACUGAAGGCUGAACAGGAGGCCUUGGCGAAUCAGAGGCAGUUGGAAGAGGCUCGGCAUAAAGCAGCUCAGGCCCAUGCCGAAUCUCUUCAGCAGCUGGUUCAGUCACGACAAGAGGCAGCGGAGGCACUACAGGAAACAACGUGCAAGAUAGCAGCUCAACAGGCAGAGGCUGCUCGACUCACCACAGAUGCAGCUCGCCAGAUCCGUGAGAUGACAGAAUUGGCACGAACCCAGAUUUCAGAUGCUAUCACUGCUUCAGGAGCUCCUAUAACAACGCUAUUUGACAACCAGUGGCAACAUCAUUCAGAGUUCAUGAAACAUCUGAGGACCAGAGCUGAUAAAGAAAGGAAAAGUGAAUCUGGAGUUCUUUCUCAGAAUAAAGAAGAAACACUUGAAUCUAGUGCCUCCAAACAUGAACAUUAUUCCCAAUCAAUUGAUAGUUAUUCAGAUUCCUCAAGAUCUAAGAACCAUGAUCGAAGUAGUAGCAGCAGCCGACAAGAAAGCCUCUCAGUUUCAUCUUCUAAGGAAAAUGAGAAGAAGCCUCCCCACCGAGAGAAGAUGAACAGUUCCAUUGAAGAACAGGUUCAUACUGCUGUGGACGAGUCCCUGCAGAGUGACAGCAUUCCAUCACUACCUGACGAGAAAGACUCGACUUCCAUUGCAACAGAGUAUUCCCUAAUAUUUGAUGAGUCCAUGACAGAAGAUGAGAUUGAAGAAAAAUCCUUCCGAUCUUUAUUGCCUUCAGAGAGCCAUCGCCGAUUUAACAUGGAAAAGAAAAGGGGCCAUCGGGAUGACUCUGAUGAGGAGGCUUCUCCUGAAAAGACUGCACUGUCAUCUGUCAAGGAACUGAGCAUGCCAUUCUCUGGAGGGCAGGAUAGCUUCUCUAAAUUUACAAUGGAGAUGGUACGGCAAUACAUGAAAGAAGAGGAAAUGAGAGCUGCUCACCAAUGCUCACUUCUUCGGCUUCGUGAGAAGGCCCUAAAGGAGAAAACGAAGGCGGAGCUAGCUUGGUUAGAGCACCAGAAGAAACAUCUGCGAGAUAAAGGCGAGGACGAUAAAAUGCCUCCUAUCCGGAAGAGGCAGCGCGGCUUGUUAUUGAGGUUGCAACAGGAGAAGGCAGAAAUUAAGCGCCUCCAGGAGGCCAACAAGGCAGCCCGAAAGGAAAGGCAACUGAUUCUGAAGCAACAGGAGGAGAUAGAAAGAAUUCGCCAGACCACCAUGAAACUUCAGGAGAAGCUCAAAUCUGCAGGAGAAAACAAAUCGGAACCCCGAAGUGAGGAUGAUAUAAAGCAAAGUAAGGCUUCCAGUCCAGUUCCAACUGAUUUAGAAACUCGCAGCCCUUCCCCCAUCUCCAUCUCCAGCAGCGAAACCAGCAGCAUCAUGCAGAAACUCAAGAAAAUGCGCAGCCGCAUGGAUGAAAAGUUUUUGACUAAAAGAGAACAGAAGCUGAUGCAGCGACGACAGCAUGCAGAGGAGUUGCUGGAGUGGAAACGUCGUUUGGAUGCAGAAGAAGCGGAAAUUCGUCGAAUGGAGAAACAAGCUUUAGCUGCCUGGGACAAAGAGCUAAUAAAACCCAAAACAGCAAAGAAAGACCUGGGGGAACAGAGGAUAGAACAGAAAGAAACAGCCAGUGAAGAGGAGUCUCCGUUACCCUCCUGCUCUCAUCUGAACAGUGAAAGCUCGAUCCCAGAAGAACUAGGCAGCCCAGCUGCUGAAUCUAUUCCGCCCGAGUCUAUAGCUCAGGGGCCGCCAACGAGUCCUGGACACAGUACACUGAGUGAGGAAAUGGUUUAUUCUCGGGAUCUAGAGUCUUAUACCUCCACUAACAAACAUUUGCCUUCCAAAAGCAGCACAGCUUUGUCAAAGCUGGAUUCCAGCAAAGGAAGCCACCGGACUGGGGGACAGCCACGACUCCCUGCACAGUCCCAUCAACUCUCCCAUAGUUGGUCAGAUGAGUCAUUAUCCAUGACACAAUCGGAAACUACUUCAGACCAGAGCGACAUUGAAGGCAGGAUCAGAGCUUUGAAGGAUGAACUGCAGAAAAGAAAAUCAGUUGUCGAUCAGUUAAAAAAGGAACAAAGGAAGAGGCAGAAGGAGAGACUGAAAGCCCAAGAAGCUAGUUUGAUUAAACAACUAGAGUCUUACGAUGAAUUCAUCAAGAAAACGGAAGCAGAGCUGAGCCGAGAUCUAGACACAUCACCGACAGCGAAACCUCAGAUUAAAACUCCUUCGUCAGCUACAGAAAAACCCAAGAUCAAGCCGCCUCCACUUCACAGGCCUGAGACCACAAAGAAUUGGAAAUCACUAACGGAGACAGAACGAUCUAGAGGAUCCCUGGAGUCUAUUGCUGAGCAUGUUGAUGCUGCACUGUCAAGUUCUGAGAGGUCUUUGUCUACACAUGCCAAGAGAAUCAUUGAUGGAGAGAUCCAUACCGAAGAGCCUUCCAGGACCCCAUCCCCAGUUCUCAAGUUGUCAAGAAAAAUCAGGGCGGAAUCUGGAGAUUCCUUGGAUAUUGUAUCCUCAUCGCCUGUUCUCAAAGACCUAAUAGAGAUUGGGGGAUCACCUGACAUCUUACUGUCCAGGUUGGAAGAUGAGUCUAGUCCCAAAUCUGAGAUUCAAGAGGAAGUGGACUGUGCAAAGUCAGAAGAGAGUGAGAUCGAGGACAGUUAUUUUAAGCAGUUUAGAAAAUCUGAACCUUUGUUGCAACUGAAUUUGGAACAGCUAGGUUCACCUGAAGUUCUUUCAAGGAGAGAUCUUGAUUUGGACACUGAAAAUACUCAAAAGGAUUUGCUUAGCUUGUCUAUUGAAAAUCUUCAGAAGAAAGGGGAACUGGAGGGUCAUGCAAACCAAUACGAUGAACCCAGCGAUCACAGCAUCAUCAGGUCAGAUAAGUCCUCUCUUAGGCAGAACAAGACACGGGAAAAAGACAUUUCUUUUUCAGAGCAAAUUUCUGAUCUUCAAGAGAUGUCAUACUCUGAGGACUUUGAAGUGUCCUCUCCCCAAAAAGAAGCAUCAAUUGAAGGAGUACCUGGUGAACUGUAUAAAGAUGACUUUGAUGAGCCAUCCGUGACAUCACCUGGAAAAGAAUGUCAGUCACCGUCACCGAGAGAUAACUCACAGCAACUUGGGAGAUGCAAAAGUAGAGCCACUGAUUUUGGCAGUGAUGAUGAAAUCAGCGAAUGCCUUAGUGGAAAAAGCCUAUCUGUUUCAGGCAGCGUCCAUUCAGAUAUACUAUUAGAGCUAAAGUCCCCUACAGAGCUUAUAAAAUGUGAAGAACGUAGCGAUGUAGAAAAUGAACUACGUGUCCCUGAAUUACCACCUUGGGUUUCAGCUUCUGUUGCAGAAAAUGAUGCGUUGCCAAAUUUCCACCUUGGUGACAGGGUCCUAAUCAGUAAUGUCCAGCCUGGAACUUUGCGCUUCAAAGGUCUGACCUACUUUGCUAAGGGAUUUUGGGCUGGGGUAGAAUUGGAUAAACCUGAAGGAAACAACAAUGGGACUUAUGAUGGGAUCACAUACUUUGAAUGUAAAGAAAAGCAUGGUAUUUUUGCUCCUCCUCAGAAAAUCUCUCACAUUCCGGAAAGUUCCGAUAAGAAUGAAGAUGAGGACUUCCUCUUUGUUGAACAACAGAGUCGAGACCAUGAACAGAGGGACAUAGCUGAGAGAGGAAGGGUUAUAAUUGAAAAUUCCCAGGAAAGAUCUCCAACUAAUCAGUCUGUAGGAGAAGCCUUGUCUGAGGGAAUCAACAAGACAGAAUCUGGAUCUGAAACAGAACAUGUUCAGAAAAUUGCCCCAGAGAUUGUGUCCCACCAGCCAGUCAGUAAUCUGAUUUGCCCCCCAAAUGAUAAGAAUGUUCUUGAUCUCUUUGUUUCUGGCACAGUAGAAAAGGUUUCUUCUGCUGCAGUGGAAGAUAUUUUUGAUAGCCUCCUCUCUGAGGAACUGAAGAGGCCACAGUGGCUCAGAAAAGCUCCUAUUGAAGAGAGUGCUCCCGAAGUUGGUAAAAAGCCCUCAACCCCCCUUCUGGACCUUUUGACCAAAGAAAAGAAUCAACUGGAAGCUCAGCUGAAGUCAUCGCUGAGUCUGGAAGAAAAGUCAAAACAACUUGAGGCUGUCAGCUUACUGACAGACAGCCUUCUGAAGGCCUUUGUAAAGGAUACUGUCAACCAACUGCAACAGAUCAAGAAAGCUCGAAAUAAGAAAAUCCAACUUAGCAAUCAGGAGCUGCAUAAUGACCAAGAGAAGACGUCACGAGUUCUAUCCCAACAUGAUGAAGAGCAGUCACCUCUUGUAAAGGAUACAGUCAGUCGACUGCAGCAGAUCCAGAAAGUCCAAAAUGAGAUACCCCAACUUGUCAAGCAGGACCUCAAUGACGAUGUCCAAGAGGAGAAGACAACCCACGUUCCAUCUCAGCAUCCUGAAAAGCAAUUAACUCCGGAUCCUCAGCACCUUCUUGUAAGUGCUGAGCUAGAAGAUGAACGAGAAGAGGUUUCUUCUCCAGAUAUGUGUCUCAGACCAGAGAGUCCCGUCUUUGGCGCCAGUGGGCAGGAAGAGCUUGCUAAGAGACUUGCUGAGCUUGAAAUUAGUCGGGAGUUUCCGAGCGUAUUAGGAGAUGACCAGGACUGGUUGGAAGAGGAUUUUGGCUUGAACUCCUCCCCAAAGGCAGAAGAACCCGCUGUGCCACCAAAGUCAGAAACGCAGAAAGUGCCCCCCAAACCGUGCGAGGACCUGUCAGCUGUGCCACAUUCUGCAGAGGAAGUAGAACAACUGGUGCUUGUUGCAACUGAAGCGCUUUGGAAUUGGAAAGAAUUGGGCCACGACUUGAAGAGUCUCGGCGUUCCUCCCAAGCUGCUAGGAGAUGCCAUCGGUGGUCAGGACCUGGAAAGCACUAGUGUGAGGGCCUACAAAAAGGCAGUCUUUGAUUUGACCAAGGAGAUUUUGGGGGAAAUAGUUGCAGAAGAUCCCAAUCUGGAUCAGCCCGUCUGGAUGAAGCCCCGGAGGAUCAACUCAUCUUAUUUCCGACGCGUGAAAAAUCCAAAUGACCUCGAGGAGAUUCAGAGCUUCAUUGCAGCUGAAGUUCUCAAGCUGUUUGGUCUUAAAAAAGAGCCCAACCUAAAGACAGAUUGGCAGAAAAUGAUGAAAUUUGGACGGAAGAAACGAGACAGAGUCGACCAUAUCUUGGUACAAGAGCUCCACGAGGAAGAGGCUCAGUGGGUCAACUAUGAUGAGGAUGAACUCUGUGUGAAGAUGCAACUGGCUGAUGGGAUCUUUGAGGCCUUGCUCAAAGAUACUAUUGACGUUUUGAACCAGAUCAGUGAAAAACGGAAGAGAAUGCUGCUAGUGUGACAACUUGUAGAUAAGCCGCAAAUUGUAUUUUAGUCCUGAUGUACACUACAUCUUCAUCUUAGCAAGAAUGCUGCUGGACAUUAUACUGUAUGUAUUUAAAAAAAAAAAAAACUUAUGGAAUUCAAGGAGCGCCCUGUUAUCUAAUCUUUCAGCCUUUGCCUUUAAAAACCGAUCACUGCAUGGGUUGUUUCUGGUGGACAGGAUGUUUCUACCACACUCCCUUACAGGGUAUCACAUUAGUGCUGGAAACACCAGGCUUACCUCAUAGCACAUGCUAGAGUACCAGUGAUUCAGCCUAGAACCUGAGGUUGACAAAUAGUCCAUCGCAUCUCUUUUGGAAUCUAGCCUGGUUUAGACUAUAAAAAGGACUUUUGAUAUUUAAACAGUGUUAAACUCUGAACCACUUCCUAAUGGGCAGAGCGAACGGUGUGUUUCAGUUUUAAUUCCUUCUGAAGCCCAUUUUCUUCCAUUCAGUUUGGUAGCCCACUAGUGGAUGAUCAAAUUAAAGGAGGAGAUGACAACUCACUUUCUCAGAAGCUGGGGCUGUGUAUUCUUUCUGGUUUUAUUCAGCUUGGAAUAAAAGCACAGAAAUGCCCUUCAGCAGCGAUUGGGCUCAGAUAAUUGACCCAAAGCCGACUCCUCUGCCCCCUUAGCCCACCCUCUCCCUUUUCUAUCUUCUCCUGCCCGGUACACCACCAGCUGCUCCUACAGCCGUGGCUACUCAGGAGGGUCUCAGGCAACCCCCAUGGGCAGAUAGGGAACUUGCUCAUUUUGGCCUGCAGUCCCUUGAAUUCUCCUGUCUCCACCCAAGAAAUCAUAAGGCUGUGUCUCGCAUGAUGUAGGAAAUGUGUAAGAACCAAAGACAAAAAAAGUAAUGUCCAGAUACGUGUUUGUAUUGUGCUUGUGGAACUUUUAUUAAUUUAUUUUCAGAUAAAUUAUUGUUAGAAGCGUAUCCUAUGCCAGUGGCUGCUGACGCUGCCUUAAGCAUAAAAACAACAGAACCUGUGAAAGGUAGGUACUUCAUUAAGUAGUUGAAACUUCUGCGCCGAAAACUUCUGUGGUCCUUAGCCUUUGCAGGGGAAAAUCUUGGCAGGAAGAGAAUCUAGCUACAGUGGUAGAAGAGGGAGAUCAAUGCGCAGAUGAAGGAGGGGAAUGAGAGGGAUUAUACCAAGCCAAGUGACACCAUACACGGGCUGGAAGAAUUGAUUUGAAAACACUGAAAAAGGUAUAGUUCUGGCAUUUUGUUUUACUCCCCACCACUGUUUCCUGGUUUUGGAGGCUUUCUUUUGAGCCCGGUUGCUGCAUUUAUGUGUGACUGGUGCUGUCCUAUGACCUCAACACCCUGCCUUUUGGCAGGUUUUGGUUCAGUCCUAUCUCCUUUCUUGAUAAUCAGUUAGGGUGGGGCAUGGAGGAAAGUAGAUGCUCUUAGGCUUGACUAUAGGUGCCUUAAUAGUGAAGGUCCUGAAUUAUGAGCUUGUCAAGAGGCCUCAAGUGGAUUCAUAUUUGAGAGCAGCAAAGAGUGCUAUGUACUUCAAAGAUGCUGCAGCCUUCAAUAUGUGCAUGAAAAUGUAUUCCUUCAUCUUUUUCCUACCUUUAUUUGGUUCUCCAUUGCUCCACGAUGCACAUGUCCGAGAUUGCUGCAUUACAGUCCUCUUUUGUUCUGUUUGAGAGAGCUUCUGAUAUGAUUGUUGGAAUCUUUGCAUUUUGCACAAGGACAGGAAAAUGGUAGUUCUUGAAAUCAGGACUGCAUUAAGGUGUUGCACCUCAUUUCUUAGCUUUUAAGGAGAAACCAGGGACAUGGAGCCAUAGUAAUUAAAUAGAAGAAACAGGGGUUACUCUAGAUGUCUGAUAGGAUUACCCUUCUUUAGAUAUUGGAUGGUCAAAGGAUUUGAGGAUUCAGUUUGCCUUUUUUUUUCCCUCCCCUGAGGACAAGGCAGGAGGUGGUAGAAGGCAGCCAUUUACAUUGUCCAUGUAGCCCAAAUUCUCUCUUCCUGGACUUAAAUCCCGGACCAAAGAAAAAGAGUAUUGCAGAAUCCCAGAAGAGAAACAUGGAGGGAUCCACGGAUGAGUGCCCUGUGGGGCCAUCAGAACCAGUAGUAAGACAGUUGGAUAAUUUAGUACCAACCUCCACCAGCCUUAAUGCUGAGUUCUAUGUCCUAGGUGGACGGUGGGGAAGUAUUGACUGCAUUCAGUAGUGAAAUCCCAUUUUAGACUAAGGAGUAAAGUAUUGAGCAAGUAUGAAUAAUGAAGAAUAAGGAGUUGUUAGAAUAUCUCUUUACCUCCCUCAGCCCUCCCUCUUCCUUCUCUCUCCCCUUUUCAUACUUCUUACCACACUAUUCCUAAUGUAUAAAUUUGAAUCAAACUUGGAGAAUAGCCCCAUAAUUCAUGGUUUAAACGAGAAGGAAAUUCCUCGUAAGGCUAGAAAGAAAUGGACCAUCCCGAGUGGGUAGCGCUGGAUUGCGAUAGGGUGUGAAUCCCCUUUUCAGGACAGAAGAACAGUGGGCCCAUCAGGAAAGGGGAGAGAAGCAGAAAAGUAGUAAGAGGGUGAUUUUGGACUCACCAAAAACAAAAUACUACAGAUUUGAGACAUUCUCCUGCAGUUUGUUUGGGUUUUUUUUUUUUUUUUUUUACUUUAAUCUUGCUCACUUUCUUUUCUUGAAAAAGUGGCCUUAGCUUCUUGCAAUACUUGAAUAAAAAGAGUGUACAGUACCUGCAAAAGAAUUUCUGUAGCACAGCACAGAGACCAUUAAAAUAACUUUUCCUGCAAAGAACUCAGUGAAGUUCAAGACUGUCAAUGUCCCUUUUACUAUUUCAAUAAUACUAGUGAAUUAACUGUUGUUAUUCAGACCGAAUAUUAAAUUAAAAUGAUGUUUAAUGCAAACUGUAGGAAUUUACAUGUUUACAAAUCAUCUGGAAUUGAUAGUGCAGUAAUCGAAGGCAAUUUGCACUUAUAAAAUUGGAAGAGGAAAAUAUAAACAGUUGUAAAAGGGAUACUGUCAUUUAAAGUAAUGCAUUGAAUAGCUUUCCCUUUUUGACUUUGCAAAACCAUUUUGGUAGACAUUUGCGAAGUCUCCUUAGGGGGGCCUGGCCUCCUGGUGUGUACUGUAUUGUGCAGAUAAUUAUAAAAACAAAAACCCGUUUACUGUGUGUGUGUAAAUAGGCUGGCUUUCAGGCCAUUUGCAGCCAAGAAUCACAUCCAGUGCAGCUUUGCACAGCAGACUGAAGGGUGUGUUUUGUAAGUAUGAAUUGUAAAAUAACCAGGGGGUUACCCUGUGUACACCAGUGUAAAUAUCUUUGUUAACUGAAAUGUACUUUAAGAGAAAAUAAAAUCUGUAAAUAAACUGAUUUAUAAAUUAAA
This is a messenger RNA of Tachyglossus aculeatus (Australian echidna), 12967 nucleotides long. RefSeq names its product centrosomal protein 350 (gene CEP350). The record is from RefSeq and is a predicted model, not a curated record. Gene Ontology annotation, biological process: microtubule anchoring. Gene Ontology annotation, molecular function: microtubule binding. Gene Ontology annotation, cellular component: centrosome. Bases 97 to 9609 code for a protein of 3170 amino acids. The transcript is spliced from 38 exons. Lineage: Eukaryota; Metazoa; Chordata; Mammalia; Monotremata; Tachyglossidae.